Messenger RNA from Cottoperca gobio, 1630 nucleotides. RefSeq names its product v-mos Moloney murine sarcoma viral oncogene homolog (gene mos). The transcript has a single exon. Gene Ontology annotation, biological process: protein phosphorylation. The coding region runs from base 95 to 1105 and encodes 336 amino acids. The record is from RefSeq and is a predicted model, not a curated record. Gene Ontology annotation, molecular function: protein serine/threonine kinase activity; ATP binding. NCBI's taxonomy places the organism in Eukaryota, Metazoa, Chordata, Actinopteri, Perciformes, Bovichtidae.
GGGGUUUCUGUGUGUGCUGAAAAGCUUUCAGAGAGCAGAGCAGCUGAUCAGUCAGCAGCAGACUUCAGGCUGCACACAGUCUCCCCCACGCACGAUGCCGUCUCCGGUCCCCGUGACUCGUCUGCUACCCAAAGAUAUCUACCCCUCCCUGGACUUCGGGACCUGCAGCAGUCCGCUGGCCAAAUACUCCCUCGGUACUACCUUACAAGUUCCCGUUCAGCGGCUCCACGGCAAAGUUGGCAGCCGGCUCUGGUCCACUGUGAUCCACUGGAAGGAGCUGCGCUCCGUGCAGCCUGUGGGCUCCGGGGGGUUCGGCUCCGUGUACAGGGCCGAGUACCUGGGGGACACCGUCGCGCUGAAGAAAGUCAAGAAGUGCACCAAGAACAAGCUGGCGUCCCGGCAGAGCUUCUGGGCCGAGCUGAACGCAGCACACCUGCGCCACGGAAACGUCGUGCGCGUCAUCGCGGCGACCACCUGCAUGCCGUCGGAUUUGGGAGAUGAAGGCAGCAUCGGAGCGAUACUGAUGGAGUUCGUGGGGGACAGAAAUCUGCAUCAGAUGAUCUACGGGUGUGAUGAGCUGGAGGACAGGUGGCUCAGGUACGCCACAGACAUUGCAACCGGCUUGCGCUUCCUUCACUCCCACAGCGUUGUGCAUUUGGACAUCAAACCAGCCAACGUGCUGGUGUCCAGUGAAGACGUCUGCAAAAUUGCCGAUUUCGGCUGUUCUCUAAAACUGGACCUUGGGUGUGAAGUGAACUCUCUCAGCCCCAGCCUGAGCCACGUAGGCGGCACGUACACGCACAGAGCCCCGGAGCUGCUGAAAGGUGAGAGACUGUCUCCUAAAGCGGACAUCUUCUCUUUCGGGAUCACCUUGUGGCAGCUGAUCACCAGAGAGCAGCCCUACUCUGGCGACAGGCAGUACGUGCUCUACGCGGUUGUGGCGCACAACCUGCGGCCGCCUGUUCAGGAGCACCCGGUGUUCCGGUCGGAGCAGGGGGGGCUGUGUAGGACUCUGCUGAGCCGGUGCUGGAGCGGGGAUGUCUGCUGCAGACCCAGUGCCCAGGAGCUGCUGCCUCACCUGGAGCAGCUGACCUCCCAGAUAUGAGUUUGUUUUAAAGCUGGUGUACUGCAGCUGGGGGGGUUCAUUACAUUGACAUGUUUUAGGAACAUUUUAUUGGAUGCUCUCCUGCAGUGUCAGUUUUACAGCACGAAGCAGAGGGCUGCACAUUCUUAAUGCCGAAUCUCCUUUAAAAAAAAAAAUGAAGUGCCUUCAUGUUUGUGCCUUACGAAAUUUAAUUGUGAGAAUGCACGAAGAUGUAAUGUUUCAGGUCGGCACAUGCAGACAAGAUGUGGUUAUUUCUACUCAGUUGUUCUCUUGUUAAACCUCAUUGUUAAGGUGUACAAUGUGCCAGCACUCUCCAUUACUGGUCCCUCUAAAUACAAAUGUUUUAAAGUGUAUUCACCGUUAACACUUCAUGUGAAUCAUCCACAAGGAGUUGCUGUGACACUUUGUUUUAGCCAAUUUUCUUAAACUAUGGAUUCAAAAUGUGUCGUGUAUUGAGUUUUAUUUGCCAUGUUGAGAUUGUAAUGUGAGAUUUAGGUUUUCAAUAAAAAUAUUUUUAUAAUAUGC